AUGGCUCGUCUUGCAUUUUUGGCCCUCGGAUCCACCGCCCCGGCUGUGGAACAAUGGAUCGUGGCAUUGAAACCCGAGGUAUCCUCCGAUGCCGACUUGAAGCUUCAUGCUCGGUGGGUCUCGGACCUACACGCCAAGAACGUGCAGAAGCGUGACGAUGCUCCGGCUGGGCUUGAGAAGACCUUCCAGUUUCCUGGCUUCUCGGCGUAUGUCGGGUCUUUUGACGAGGAUACGCUGGAUGCUAUUAAGCAUAACCCCAAUGUUACCGCUGUGGAGAAGAACCCAGAGGUCUUCUUGGCGUCGCCAAUCACGCAGGAGAAUCCUCCCUGGGGCCUGUCUGCCAUCUCGCACGCCAACCCACCCUCUUCCUCCUCCAAUUACAGGUACGACUCCAGCGCCGGUGCCGGAACGUUCUCCUACGUUCUAGAUUCCGGGCUUCUGGCCAGUCACAGGGAGUUUGAGGGAAGAGCUGCCCUUGCCUAUGAUGCGACAAACGGAGCGGCGACUGACCACGGCCAUGGUACUCACGUCGCUGGUAUUAUUGGUGGAGUUACCUACGGAGUCGCGAAGAAGACUUCAAUCAUUGGGGUUCAAGUUACUGGCUCAUCUUCUGGCUCUGGUGCAUGGAUCUUGGACGGCCUAGAUUGGACCGUUCGCGACGUCAUUUCCAAGAACCGUGUCGGAAAGGCGGUCAUCAACAUGUCUCUUCUCACUGGAAGCUCUACUGUCGUCAACAACGCCGUCCAGGCAGCCAUCGAUAACGGCAUCCCAGUCAUCGCGGCUGCAGGCAACUCCAACGUCGACUCAGCUGACUGGUCACCUGCCAACCUCCCUGCCGCCAUCACGGUCGCUGCAAGUAACAGUAACUAUCAGCGAUGGAGAGCCUCCAACUGGGGCUCUGUAGUGGAUCUGUUUGCACCUGGAGAGAGUAUCACCUCUGCUUGGUACACUUCGUCUACCUCAACCUAUACUACUUCUGGCACGUCUCAGGCAGCACCACAUGUUGCUGGAGUGGUGGCGUAUCUUCUGGCACUGGAGGGCCCACGAACCCCUGCACAGAUCAAGGCGAGGAUUUUGGCACUAGCGACUAAGGACCUUAUCUCGGAUCGACGGGAGGUCCCGAAUCUGCUGCUGUAUAACGGCAAUGGUGCCUAA
Fusarium vanettenii 77-13-4 is the source of this 1155-nucleotide messenger RNA. RefSeq lists its product as uncharacterized. Gene Ontology annotation, biological process: proteolysis. The transcript has 3 exons. Lineage: Eukaryota; Fungi; Ascomycota; Sordariomycetes; Hypocreales; Nectriaceae. Gene Ontology annotation, molecular function: serine-type endopeptidase activity. The record is from RefSeq and is a predicted model, not a curated record. Bases 1 to 1155 code for a protein of 384 amino acids.